GCGGCGGGGCUGAGACGCGACCAGGACGCGGGGAGGACGGACCAGCAGGACAGACCGACCGGGGGCCCGGCGGGCGGAGGGCAGCGCAGCGCAGCCACGUCCCCCCCUGGAUCCGCCGGCAGCCGGGCCCGGGGCUUCCGACAUGCCCCCCAGGAGAGUGUGCUGGGCAGACGAUGCUGGACACGAUGGAGGCGCCCGGCCACUCCAGGCAGCUGCUGCUGCAGCUCAACAACCAGCGCACCAAGGGCUUCUUGUGCGACGUGAUCAUCGUGGUGCAGAACGCCCUCUUCCGCGCGCACAAGAACGUGCUGGCGGCCAGCAGCGCCUACCUCAAGUCCCUGGUGGUGCACGACAACCUGCUCAACCUGGACCAUGACAUGGUGAGCCCGGCCGUGUUCCGCCUGGUGCUGGACUUCAUCUACACCGGCCGCCUGGCGGAUGGCGCGGAGGCUGCGGCGGCGGCCGCCGUGGCCCCGGGGGCCGAGCCGAGCCUGGGCGCCGUGCUGGCCGCCGCCAGCUACCUGCAGAUCCCCGACCUCGUGGCGCUGUGCAAGAAACGCCUCAAGCGCCACGGCAAGUACUGCCACCUGCGGGGCGGCGGCGGCGGUGGCGGCGGCUACGCACCCUACGGGAGGCCAGGCCGGGGCCUUCGGGCCGCCACGCCCGUCAUCCAGGCCUGCUACUCCUCCCCGGCCGGGCCUCCGCCGCCGCCCACCGCCGAGCCGCCGUCGGGCCCCGAGGCCGCUGUGAACACGCACUGCGCCGAGCUGUACGCCUCGGGCCCCGGCCCAGCCGCCUCGCUCUGCGCCCCGGAGCGCCGCUGCUCCCCGCUCUGCGGCCUGGACCUGUCAAAGAAAAGCCCGCCGGGCUCCGCGCCUCCCGAGCGACCGCCGGGGGAGCGAGAGCUGCCCCCGCGCCCAGACAGUCCUCCCAGCGCCGGCCCCGCCGCCUACAAGGAGCCACCGCUCACCCUGCCACCGCUGCCGCCGCUGCCCUUCCAGAAGCUGGAGGAGGCCGGACCGCCUCCGGAUCCGUUCCGAGGUGGCGGCGGCAGCCCGGGAUCCGAGCCCCCCGGCCGCCCCGACGGGCCCAGCCUCCUCUAUCGCUGGAUGAAGCACGAGCCAGGCCUGGGCAGCUACGGCGACGAGCUGGGCCGCGAGCGCGGCUCCCCCAGCGAACGCUGCGAGGAGCGCGGCGGGGACCCGGCCGCCUCGCCCGGGGGCCCUCCGCUUGGCCUGGCGCCGCCGCCGCGCUACGCGGGCAGCUUGGACGGGCCUGGCGCGGGCGGCGACGGCGACGACUACAAGAGCAGCAGCGAGGAGACGGGCAGCAGCGAGGACCCCAGCCCGCCCGGCGGCCACCUCGAGGGCUACCCGUGCCCGCACCUGGCCUACGGCGAGCCCGAGAGCUUCGGCGACAACCUGUACGUGUGCAUCCCGUGCGGAAAGGGCUUCCCCAGCUCGGAGCAGCUGAACGCGCACGUGGAGGCGCACGUGGAGGAGGAGGAGGCGCUGUACGGCCGGGCCGAGGCGGCAGAGGUGGCCGCAGGGGCCGCCGGCCUCGGGCCCCCUUUUGGAGGCGGUGGGGACAAGGUGGCCGGGGCCCCAGGGGGCCUGGGCGAGCUGCUGCGGCCGUACCGCUGCGCGUCGUGCGACAAGAGCUACAAGGACCCGGCCACGCUGCGGCAGCACGAGAAGACGCACUGGCUGACGCGGCCCUACCCCUGCACCAUCUGCGGGAAGAAGUUCACGCAGCGCGGGACCAUGACGCGUCACAUGCGCAGCCACCUGGGCCUCAAGCCCUUCGCGUGCGACGCGUGCGGCAUGCGCUUCACACGCCAGUACCGCCUCACAGAGCACAUGCGCAUCCACUCGGGCGAGAAGCCCUACGAGUGCCAGGUGUGCGGGGGCAAGUUCGCCCAGCAGCGCAACCUCAUCAGUCACAUGAAGAUGCACGCUGUGGGCGGCGCGGCCGGCGCGGCCGGGGCGCUGGCGGGGCUGGGGGGGCUCCCCGGCGUCCCGGGCCCCGACGGCAAGGGCAAGCUCGAUUUCCCCGAGGGCGUCUUUGCAGUGGCGCGCCUCACGGCAGAACAGCUCAGCCUGAAGCAGCAGGACAAGGCGGCUGCGGCCGAGCUGCUGGCUCAGACCACGCACUUCCUGCACGACCCCAAGGUGGCGCUCGAGAGCCUCUACCCGCUGGCCAAGUUCACCGCGGAGCUGGGCCUCAGCCCCGACAAGGCGGCCGAGGUGCUGAGCCAGGGCGCACACCUGGCCGCCGGCCCCGACGGCCGGACCAUCGACCGUUUCUCUCCCACCUAGUGCGCCUCUGGCCUCCCUGUGGCCCCGGGCGCGCCCUCCGGCGGCGCCGGCGGCCACCAGCAGGCGGGUGCCCCCCACCUCCCCGUGCCCGGACGACCUUAGCAGCCGCGGCAGCGUCGCCACAGGGUCGGCGGCCUCACCUGGCCUCACUGCUUU
Molecule: messenger RNA, 2474 nt
Organism: Budorcas taxicolor (takin)
Lineage: Eukaryota; Metazoa; Chordata; Mammalia; Artiodactyla; Bovidae
Gene: HIC1
Product: HIC ZBTB transcriptional repressor 1
Exons: 2
Coding region: 174-2318 (714 amino acids)
Biological process (GO): regulation of transcription by RNA polymerase II
Cellular component (GO): nucleus
Molecular function (GO): RNA polymerase II cis-regulatory region sequence-specific DNA binding; DNA-binding transcription factor activity, RNA polymerase II-specific; protein binding
Source: RefSeq, a predicted model, not a curated record